AUGCAUUAUACAGCUAAAAAAAGCUCUGGUUCCUAUCAUUUUCAGAGGCCCAUAAAACUACAUUUGCACCCCAACACUGUUGCAAUGGCUGAGAUCCUGGAAGACCGUGACAAGCUGAAGAAGGGCCUGGUCAAGGUGCUGCAGUGCGUGGCCACCAUCUCCUCAGCUGCCACUGUGGUCAACCCAAUAUUUGGGGUAGCUGGCUCCUUGAUCCGGGUGGUUCUGCAUCAUGUAGACGACGAGGACAUCAAGACACUCAAGCGGGAGUUUGGCAGUGUAAACCGGGCCCUGGAUGAGAUCUCCCAGCAGAACCGCAAUGCCCUGCUGCAGAUCAAGAAGGAGACCCUGGACAGCCAGUACUGCCACGUGGAGGAGAACCUGCGCCACCAGUUCCGCAAGUUCAUGGAAAUUGUGGAGGCCCGGCCCGAUAACCGGAACAGCAAGAUUGAGGCCUUUAAGGAGAGCUAUGCCGAUGACCUGGGCGACCAGAAUCUGUACACUCUCUAUGAGGGUGUGAUGGGAAAAGCCAAGCUCUUCAGCAAGCCCGUUCUGGAGGUGUACAUGAAGCACUCACAAGGUGAUCGCCGGGUAAUGGAACGCCUGUGCACCCGCCUCACGUAUCUCUUCUGCAUCGGCCUCAUCGCCCUGAUGGGCUACAGUGCCCUGAUCGAAGAUGAUGAAGAAGGCAUCAGUGAAGAUUGGGCAGCCAAGAUGGAAGACGUGCAGGAGAGGAUGGAAGAAGUACUCAGAAGGUGCAAGUGAUUCCUCGGAACCUCCCCAUCGCAAAUAACCCUGCCUGCAUUCUCCAACCACUUCCCCAACUUUGUCUUUCUCUGGUGAUUCUGACACCAUUUAAAUUUCUUAGAAUUGAAAUUCACAGCUAUUCUUUGGAAAUUGUAUAAUGGUAUGUUUGGCAUGAUUGGAAUUAUUUUUUUCUAUUAUUGUCUUAAGGCAAAUCUUAUUACAGCUUGACAAACUAUGUUGAAAUAUGCAGAUGCUACUAUCAAAAGUAAUUCCCACCAAUACAAGAAAACCCACUAUGUUCACUUCUAUUAUGUGGAAGCAGUAAUAUGGAAUGUUGGCUUUUUCACUGAACUGAAGUUCCAAAUAACUGCCAACCAUACAACAAGACAGGCCAGUGAACAUAUAAUGUUGUUCUUUCAACAUUAUAAACAACACUUGCCAGUAGACCAGCACUAGACCAUAGUUUGCCACGUAAAAAAAAAAAUUCCAUACCAAAAAUAAGCCACACAAAAUUGGAUAAAGACAAGCCAAAGCUGGUGACGGGUGGGGGUGGGGGGUUGGGGUUUGGGGGACAAUGAUGCAAGUACCAUAACCUCACAUACAACAUGCAAUUAUUUUGUACACUACACCUUAAUAUAUCCUCAACACUACAAUUCUACAUAUUGCCAUCUAGUUUGUCAUGCAUUGUUUGCCCAAUUGAAACUUUACUCAUAUGAACUGACAUGUAACCAGACUAUUUUAUAUUUUAUUUAGGUUUCAAUCAAGACCAAGUGAUCACUACAUAUUUUUUUAAUAGUAUUCACAGCACAGAUAUACAACUAGAAUGAUGCAGUAAAAUUAGAACAGGUGGAAUCUCUUUCAAAAUGGGAAACACUAACAUAUAUUUACCUGUGAAUAAGACAAGGUAGCUGAUUGUUCUCUGUCUCAAACACUAACUAUCAUGU
Conger conger (European conger) is the source of this 1688-nucleotide messenger RNA. Its product is annotated as protein rapunzel-like. The transcript has 2 exons. The coding region runs from base 1 to 762 and encodes 253 amino acids. The record is from RefSeq and is a predicted model, not a curated record. Lineage: Eukaryota; Metazoa; Chordata; Actinopteri; Anguilliformes; Congridae.